AUGGCCGGCGGCCGACCCCCUUCACCUCCCGCCGGCUCUCCGGCGUCCUCUUCGAACGAAAAUGAAACUGGGGCUCGGGAGCAUGUCGAGGAGGUGAGCAGCAUUGAGCUUGGGGGUGCAAGCAAGGAUCUGUCUAAGUUUGAGACCCUCACGCUGAACGACACACCUCACACACUUGAAUCAGCUGACGAGCAGGGGAUAAUUGGAGAAUUUUAUCCACUUGACCAUGAAGGUGAUAUAGAUUUUGAGAUUAGACAAGAUGAAGAACGAGCUCAAUUUUUCCAAGCACAAGGAUAUUGGCCACUCGACUUUGAAACUAUUAGAGAAUAUGCAGACAUGCAAGUUGAAAAACAAACCCAAUCAGUCCAAGCACGAGGACAACAUACUUAUGCUUCUAAGAAAGAAGAAAUUGCUGCAAAUGCGAAACGAUGGAUGAGCGAGGAGGCGAUGGUGGCUUUCAAAAGAUACAUUGAGAGCAAAGAUGAUCUUAAGGGACUUGAUUAUGAAUUUGACGAGCUUGUCCAUCAAUGUUUUAAUAUGGAGGAUUAUUUAACGAUAUUCCAUCACUUCAACUUUACUGUCAAGAUAAAGAAGCCUGGCUCAGCUGAUUGGAUGUCGGCGAUGUACUUCGCCGAGGUCAAAUCGAUAUGUAUGAUAAAACUCUAUGCCUGUUAUCCUUUGGAGGAAGAUCAAUAUGGUGAAUGUUAUGCCUGUGAGAACCAAGGAAUGGGUGUAUUGAGGCACCCGUUAAAAGGGAUAUACGAUAUGGGCAGGGAAGAUGUAGAACCUCCCUUAUAUUAUGAGGACAGCGACUCUGAUGAAUUCGAUCCAGCAACAGUCCGGAGUUUAUCUUCUGAUGAUGAUAUGAGUUGA
Messenger RNA from Triticum turgidum subsp. durum (durum wheat), 873 nucleotides. The record is from the annotation of a GenBank genome assembly. NCBI's taxonomy places the organism in Eukaryota, Viridiplantae, Streptophyta, Magnoliopsida, Poales, Poaceae.